Molecule: messenger RNA, 6893 nt
Organism: Ooceraea biroi (clonal raider ant)
Lineage: Eukaryota; Metazoa; Arthropoda; Insecta; Hymenoptera; Formicidae
Product: sex-lethal homolog
Cellular component (GO): nucleus; ribonucleoprotein complex
Molecular function (GO): mRNA binding
Source: RefSeq, a predicted model, not a curated record
AUGGCGUUUGACUGCAACGUACAGAUUCGAGGUGUAAGCGACGAAAGUUAUGUGUUAUCGAGCUAACGUGUGAUACUUGGCAAGAAUCGCGAGUACAGAAAAGUGCGGAUCGUGUGCCGAAAUUUAUUGUCGCGUUCUUGGUUAAGUAACCUCCGCCCGAGCGUGUUGCGAACACGAAACAGUGCAGUUAUAACCUAAUUAACCUAUCCGCGUUUUCGCAGGUUUGUUUCUGGUCCGGAUCGGAAUACUAUAUUCCGUCUUCGUUACGCGAAACGCGAUAUUCGCAAGUGUCGUGCUGAAUUCUCGCGAGUGCAAUAUAGCGACACAAAGCAGGCUUCAGUUAACCACGGUUAGCAUUAAUUUGCGUAGUUAUUGCACAUUACGACGCAGUAAUCGGGUUAGUGAACAUCCUUCGUGUCCCGCGCAUCUCCCGACGACGUGAGUGGGUAUACCGUCGUGAGAUGCGUCGCGAUCGAGACGUGUCGAACGGCGGCACCGUGAGACGUCCUCGGUGAGGAAUCACUCUCGAUGCAGGUGGAUGCAGUCGAUAAUAUGCGCCGCGAUCGCCGAAGACGCGUAAAUGCAACCGGAACUAAAGCGCGGAGUGGAGCGUAAACUUCCUCGAAAGAACGGUCUGGCAUCAAUACAUAUAUUGCACAUUUAUUUUCUAUUUAUUUUGUGAACCGCUUAGAGAAAAAGACAGAAAAAGAAAGAUGAAAGCAUUCGAAAGCGCAGGCUGGCCCACGAACGCGUCAGCAGCGGCGGCGGCGGCAGCAUUACCGUACGGGGAAGACGUAGUAAUGAAUUUGUUUAUAUUUUUUGUAUUUGCCGAUGACCCCGUCGAUGGUUGUUUCGCUGGGCGGUACCAGUUGGAGUAUACCACAGCAACCGCAACCUCACCUGUUGGUGGUGGACCCGUUGGUCGUGCAGCAGCAGCAACAGCAACAGCAACAGUGCAAUCAGCAGACCGUCCCGUCAUUGAAUCGAACGCCAGCAGCAUCAUCAGCAUCAUCGGGAGGUGAUCUGCAACAGCAGCAGUGCCGCAAAAUGACUGACCAGCGAGAGCAACAGCAGCAACAGCCGCAAUCCCAACCACCACCGCAACAACAGCAACAACAACUACAGCAACAUCAAACCAAAGGCAAUGAGGAACCGAGAACGAAUCUGAUUAUUAAUUAUCUCCCGCAAAACAUGAACGAGAAGGAUCUGUACAGCUUAUUCGUGACUAUCGGUCCGGUCGAGUCCUGUAGAGUCAUGAAGGAUUACAAAACUGGUUAUAGUUAUGGCUUUGGUUUCGUCAACUAUGCGAAGGCAGAGGACGCUGCGACUGCGAUAAGCACGUUGAACGGAUUACAAGUGCAAAACAAACGCCUGAAAGUCUCGUUUGCUCGCCCUUCGGGAGAGGAAAUUAAGGAAACUAAUCUUUACGUCACGAAUUUACCAAGAAAUAUAACGGAGAGCCAAAUCGACGAGAUUUUUAGUAAAUAUGGCAAUAUAGUGCAAAAAAAUAUAUUGAAGGAUAAACUGACUGGUCUGCCGAGAGGCGUAGCCUUUGUCAGAUUCGACAAAAGAGAAGAAGCUCAAGAAGCUAUCGCACAACUUCACGGUACCAUACCAGAGGGUGGAUCGGAGCCGCUUAGCGUAAAGAUCGCGGAGGAACACGGGAAACAAAAGGCUGCGUAUUACGCGGGCUGGCAAGCCGGAUACAAUCAAAGCCGCGUUGCCUGCGAUAUGUCUCUCGAUCGAACAGCUCUUUCUAUCUGCGUACUCAAUUCUUCUCGUGCCUCGUCUUAUUUCUCAGAUUGGAGAGCGUCUGUACCCGACAAGGAAUAAAUAUCAGCGCUAUGCUCAUUACCUUUACUAAAAGGCGUGUACGAAACAUUGUCGCGUUGUUGUCCCGCCUUGUAUCGCCGUGAAUGUUCCUGGUAACAUUUAUAUACACACGUACAGGGUCGUUUCCGCGGUUGGCGAUCGAACCAAGGUUUCCCGAUAAAUUCGCGGAAUCGUGAUCACGACCGUAUGCUCAUGAUGUGUUCCACCGGUGUAACUUGUAACUACGCAAGGGGAACGUUCGCGGUGGUGCUUGGCGGUUCGCGUAACAGAAGCGCUCUUUUGAAAUGAAUUUUUGAUUCGCCGAAUCGUUUUUGGAUUUUAUUAAUCUUCCUCGCAAUUGCGUACCUAAGUGCUUCUGUUAUUAUUAGGUCCAUUUUUUCGAAUCGAAGUGCGAUCUUAGCGCUUAAGUUGGAUCUCAAGUUACACCGUAUGUACGUAUAUAUUCUGUCACAGAUAUGUAAUCAUAUACAAAUUUAUGUGCGAGGUGAAAAUAGAUAACAAGAAUAAAUUGUGGCGCGAUCGUUUCUUCAGUCUUCUUUCUGUGAGAAACAGUCUGAUUUCUUUAUCUCCGUGAACUGGAAAUGAUCUGUUUUAGUGAUGAAAGUCUGUAAAAUCAUUUUUAAACUAAAUCUUCAGCCAACGAGAGAAGUUCUAUUCAUAAGGUGUAAAAUUGAAAAGAUGCAUGCAACUCUGCAUUGAAUGUGAAAUUGUAACAAGUCUUCAACUCGGACAACGAUUAUAUCGAAAUAGUCAUUGUAUAUCGCAAUAUGAUUUUUGCUCAACGAUCGUACAUCGAUCGCGAUUACCCGACGAGCCUAAGCACUUUCGCAGUGUACAUAAGUCUAUUCCAUAAUUUUAAGUCUCCUGCGAUUUUUGUUAUUCCGAAUACAGUAUAUCGAAUCGUUGUCGUGUAUUGCGAAAGUCGAUGUGAUUAAUGUGCAAUUUCAAUUGACUUGACGACGUGUCUCGUUUGUGAGAUCCUUCUUGGAUUAUAGACAGCGGUUUCUCGUUAGGAAUAUUACACACUACGUGUGAAAAUGAUCAUAAAUCCGACUAUUUAUAGAAAAAUAGGGAAAUCUCCCAGAACAGACUUCUGCUGUCUGCCACAUAGAUAAUAUCAAUUCUCAGCGUAUGAGAUGACACUUUACGCGCGGCAGUUCUUGUUGGUAGUUACGUAUAGCCGCCGCGACCUUUAUGAAAUUCAUAGAUCAAAUGGAUAUAUAACGAACAUCGUUUCUCAUAGUAGAAAUCAAUACCUUUUUAAAGUUAUUAUCAGGUAGCCAGGAAAAAAGAAUGCUACGCGUGCAUCAAUGCUUCCGCUGCGAGCUGAGAAUGCAUUCGACUAUGCUCUCGGUGGCGAUCACGAAUGAAAAGAGUGAAAUGAGUACGUCAAUGUAUGUCUGAGGCAGCAUGACAUUUGAUUCAGCGCUAUGCGUUUGCAGAAAAUGAUACUUUGCAGACGAAUUACGUCUCGGGUUCGGAAAAUCUGUAUUUUCACACGUAAAAUAGAGAGAAAUGUGAUAAAACACCGAUUUAUUUCUGGAAGGCAUUUGAAUGUAAUCGGAUAGUAUUCUAAAACUGAGAUAUUCUCUCAUUAUAUUUCUGAUUUUAGUUAACUUUUUGUGCGGCUCUUUGGAACCUGAGAUAAAAUUUUCAUUUGUACAUCUAUAUAUAAGAUCUGAACGGCAAUUUAUCUUAAAAAAGAAAAUCUGUUAUGAGAGCAUCGUCGCGACUAAAUAUAUACAUAUAUAUCCAAAUUAAUGUUGAGAUUACUGUUUAUAAAAAAAUGCAAUCGAUCUUGCGUCAAUUUUAACUGUGGAAGUCAGUGAUAUCAUCAAACGGAACCACUUGGCUUGCGCCAUCGAGUGCAUACUAGAGCAAUAGUUAGUGAAUCAAUGAUAAACGUGUUGAGAAAUAGACGAGAUAACGUUCGCGAUUUCCGUAAAAUAGAACUUUGCGUCGUCUGGCCGUGGAUUCCUCCCGUGCCGGGGAGCAACUAUUCUUCAACGCUGUUAGAUACUUUCGUCACUUUGAAUCUUGAACGACGCUUUAUAACGAGCGGUGAUUGAGAAAGGUAGAGAGGGAGAGAGGUGGAUCUUAAAGAUUAGGAAAAUUUAACAUGUAUGUUCUUUGACUCUGACAAUCGUCCAUCCUUCGUGGAUAUAUCGCAUCUGGCGAUGUACGUGGCAGAAAAUAAAAGUGGAACGUGGUUACAUACUCGGAGCGCGAUAACACGUUUGAUUCUUUUGUCGUAAAUAAAAUGCGAACAGAAAAUCUUGAUCUAUUCAUGCCUCAUGUCUGAUCACGUUCCAUUUUUUUCUGUCUUGUAGUAGAUCGCGUUUGUGAGAGAAAGAGGUCUCUUAACUGGUGUUUAUUCUCAACUAAUGCUACUCAGUCGCGAUUACUUUCUGCAGGAUAACAGGGAAUUAGACACGUAUAAUGACUUUUGCGUUGGCGAGGAAUUUCGACAAGUUUCUAAAGACAUAGAGAAUGCUUUCCAGAUCUCCCAAAAAUUGCAAACCAAAGAUAGACGUGUAAACUGCGGAAAAGAUUGCGGAUUACCAGUUAAGGGUGUUCUGAAAUCCCUUAAUCGCGCAACGCGAUCGAGGAUACGAUCCACCUUGCUCAACGUAAAAUAUUUAGACGCUUCCUGGCGAGGACGAAGCUCACCAUGUCGGAACUUUUAGGAAUUUAAUAUUGCGAAUGCGCCGGCGUUUGACCCGCUUCGGUGGCUGACCGAUCGAUCGUUGGAGAGCUACGAGAACCGAUGAACUACAUUUUUAAGCGCCACUGCGUUCGCUAGUUUAUAUAAUCGCACGAGACAAGAGUCUACUAUGAAAAACAGAAAAUCAAUUUUUUAUAGCAAAAAAGCAUUUUAGCUAAAGUCGUUAUUUGUGUGUACUUCAUUUUCUUCCAAUGCCUUUACAAUUUAUUAUAUUAAUGAGAUUUAACUGUAUUUAUUAAGUUUGUCAUUAAAAAUCAAGAAUCAAAUCCACGUUUAAUUUAAUAGUCUUCGACGAUCGCUUGGUCAGGCAACGAACAUGGAAUAUGUUGCACAGAGCUCGAUUGCCGUUGUAAAUGAUCGAUGAUGUUGUCAAGGAGAUCGAUUAAACGUUGAAAACUUAAUUAUUAAGGUAGAUAAAUUAAUAUAAGGUAUCUUGCCGUUAUGAGAGCAACUCACGUCAUUAUUUCGACGGUCUUAUCACAAAUAAUAUAUCCACGUUUAUUCAUAACAUGAAAUUCGUGAAAAUAUUGCGAUAAUAAUAUCACAAGGGAAAGUUUAUGAUAUCCGUACUUUUACAAAUGCCAAUAUCGAGAAUUACACUGUUUAUAACACAUCAUUGCGAUAUUAGAAUUCCAUGACUUUUCUUGUACUCGCGACCGGAUGCCGAAAUAUGACGCGUGCGAGCUCAACUUAGCGCCGUAAAGAUACAAUUGUAAAUAAGUUUAAAUUUUUAAUUAUUAAGUAGUAAAUUGUAAGGUCUAACGGAUCGAAGAAUGUGCGAAAAAUGGUUAAUCCCGAAGUCCAGUAGCGCUAACGAUGGCUGUGAUAAGGAUAAGGAAAUACUAACGAGAAUGCAGGAGAAAAAAAUAAGAGACACACCGACGAGACAAGCGAAUAAUUAGCGAAGCUUAUCUUUCCUCUCUUUCGACUUGACUUUUAAGCCGAUUCAACUUGAUUUUGAUUCUUCUGUACGUGUAAAUAUAUAACAGCCAUGUGCAAUACACCGGCAUAAUCGAAAACAGCGAACUUAUAGUACAAUGAAAAAUCGGCUUUCUCGUAGCAUCUUGCCUUAGUCAAUACGCGAUGAUUAUUGCUAAAUUAAAUGCGUUAAGGGUGUUCACGAAAUUAUCGCAAACACACACAGAAACAUAUAUUUUUAUGCUUCUUUCAAGCACGAACCGCGUGAUUUUCUCAUCAGUAGUUUAAACAUGAUUUAGGAUUUUCAUAAUUUAUCGUUAAUUGAAACUGUUUCCAUAAAUAAGGGGUUCCAUCAGAGAUCAAAUAUUGGCACGAUAAAAUAAAUAUGAGUUUAUACACACAAAUAAUAUUUUGUCGCAACGUUUGAUUCUGCAAAUUAUCUCUGACCAAAAAACGGCGAUAAUUCGGUAACACCCUGCUCUCGAGAGAGAGGAAAUUCCUCUUCUUCGGCCUCGGUCAAAAACGCCCGCGACAUUCUCGAUGAUUAUAUCCAUCGUGUUUUUCUCUCGUUCACUAUGAAAUAAAAUAUAUUAUUAUCAACGUAACACACACGCGCGCGCGCGCGCGCGCGCGCAUACACACGUACACACGCACACGCACACAACUCAAAAGAAAUCUGAAUUAGCAAAUUGUCGUUAGGCAAAUCUUUAAUGUUACAUAACGGUGCAAUGGUGUCAACAUCAAUGUACACACAUACACAUGCAGAUACAUAUUUGUAGUGGUAUAGAAAGAGAAACACGCAAAAAACUACGACACACUAUAGCAAUUACAGAUCAAUGUUCGUAUCUUGUUGUACGGAUAUUUGUAUUUAAACGUGUUGAACAUUAUAAAUGUGAAUUAUUGUACCAACCAUCGCUUUUUGUGCUGAUGAUACGCUCAGUGGACCCGUCGUGCGACGAUGUCGAAUGUGAGCACGAGUCAAAUAUCUAUCAAAUUUUAAAGCGAAGAGAAAAAGCUGCAUUAAAAAUAAUUGCUCUCUGUGAUACUUUUAUACACGUUCGUUCUCGACACACGGGAACGCUAAACGUUAUCGAAAAGUGUUCAAAAUCAAAUUACGAGUAUUGUAUCGCGUUUCUUUUCUUUUUUUCUUACGUUGUGACUUUAGUAGAAAUUUUUAAUAUUCUUGACAAUCGGACAAACUGAAAUAUGAUGAACUCGCGCGAAAAUAUUAGAAUCAUCAGGACAAAAAGAACACUCUGGAAGAUCGACGCUUUAAAAAAGAAAAGAACGUGUCAUCAAUGAUCCUCCGGAGAGAUCCUCUAAUCAGCAUCUUACACUUUUCCUAUUCUCGUUACUGCAGCUGCGAGUUUCUUCGCUGCAGUCGCCCGUUAAAUUUGAUUAAAACACUAGAAACCAA